CGGUGAACAAUUUGAGAACAGUGAGCAAAAUGUUCAAGCCAAACAGAAGACAUCAAAAGCGGUGAAUUUGGAUAUCGUUGGAUUUAAAAGACGGAUCCCUAUAAGAGCAGUGAUUCAAUCAAACGUAUGGCGUGAAGGGCCCGUUCUCGGCCUUCGUCACUCACAGCUAAUGGAUGUCCUCACACAGUAUGCCUACAAUGAGAGUUUCUGGGACAAUGGGAAUGGGAGCUUCAAUGACACGGAGAGCGGGCAGAAGCACCCGUACAAUUACUAUGCCAUGCUCCUGACGCUGCUCAUCCUCGUUAUUGUCUUUGGCAAUGUGUUGGUGUGCAUGGCCGUGUCCAGGGAGAAGGCCCUCCAGUCCACCACCAAUUACCUGAUCGUCAGCCUGGCCGUGGCUGACCUGCUGGUGGCCACCUUGGUUAUGCCCUGGGUGGUCUAUCUAGAGGUGGUGGGAGAGUGGAGGUUUAGUAAAAUCCACUGUGACAUCUUUGUCACCCUAGAUGUCAUGAUGUGCACUGCAAGCAUCCUCAAUCUCUGUGCCAUCAGCAUUGAUCGAUACACAGCAGUCGCUAUGCCCAUGCUGUACAACACGCGCUACAGCUCCAGAAGACGAGUCACUGUUAUGAUCUCGGUGGUGUGGGUUCUGUCCUUUGCGAUAUCAUGCCCCCUGUUGUUCGGCCUAAAUAACACAGCGACUCGCGACGAGUCCCUGUGCAUCAUCGCCAACCCGGCCUUUGUGGUGUACUCCUCCAUUGUGUCCUUCUACAUUCCCUUCAUCAUCACUCUGCUGGUCUACGUGCAGAUUUAUGUGGUGCUUCGCAAGCGUCGGAAACGGGUGAACACAAAGCGCCCGUGUCAAGGGACAGGUGACCACGACGCAGGCGCCACGUUAAAGGAGAAGUGCAGUCACCCAGGAGAUGUGAGGCUGUGCACUGUGAUUGUGAAACCUAAUGGGAGCUUUCCUGUCAACAAGAAAAAAGUGAUCUUCAUCAAAGAGGUGGCCCAUGAAGGGGACGACAUAGAGCUGGAUGAAAUGACCAACUGCAACCCUCAGAAACAGAAGAAUGUGGACAAUGCCACCGCCACGCCUGCCAGCCACCAGCUCCUGCCGCCAACCAAGGCCAACGCCAGCCCCACCUCCGUGCCCCUCUCCCCGCCUGGGAGCUCCGUCAAAGUGGAGAAGAACGGCGACUCGAAGGACAUACUGGUGGAAGUGCCCAAAGUGACUAAAGCGUUUCAGACCGAGGCCUUACCCAACGGAAAAACACAGACGUCUAUCAAGCAGCAACCCACUCUCAUGAGUAAGAGGAAGAUCUCCCAACAGAAGGAAAAGAAAGCCACUCAAAUGUUAGCCAUAGUCCUGGGUGUAUUUAUCAUAUGCUGGCUACCUUUUUUCAUCACUCAUAUAUUGAACACCCACUGCACCACAUGCAAGGUUCCUGCGGAGAUGUAUAAUGCUUUCACGUGGCUGGGGUAUGUGAACAGUGCCGUGAACCCCAUCAUAUACACCACUUUCAAUAUAGAGUUCAGAAAAGCUUUCAUCAAGAUCCUGCAUUGCUAAGGUUGGCAUUUGAGAAGGGAGCUGGAAUGAAGAAAAAGCGUGACUUAUAGCCUACUAAAAUAUACCUCAUCCACGUGAGGACAGUGCACAUGACCAUUAGUCUCAGUGAUGAUCAAUGACAAUUGGAGAGACUGAGUAAAUGCCACACAUGAAGUCUUGGGGACUUUUGUGGAUUAUUUGGUGGACUCGUGUUCUCUCACCAUGAAUGUAUAUCGAGGAGUAACAUCUUUAUCAAUGAACUGUUUCUUGGAAACGUCAUAUUGGUCUUAACCAUCUUGCUUGUCACUUAAGAGCCACAUCCAUGUAAAGAAAUGUAAAGAAAACAUAAGAAGAUGUUUUUUUUUAAAUACUAAAGCAAUCCACCUAUUUAAUCUGUGUAUAGGAUGUAUUUUGAUACUGGCUGAAUCCCGCAAAGAACAACUAGAUAUCAGCAAAUCAGUGUUCAUCUCAGUAUUAAACCUAAUAAUAUUAAACUGGUCAUCCAUGAGCUCUGCAUCUUUAAACCACCCACAGAAUGGAAUGUUGUGUCACAUAGAGAUAAAACAUUUUGACUCGUAGUUUUCUCACUGGUCCGCUUGGCAAGAGAGGCAGCCACAGGUUUGUGAUAAAUUGAAUUAUUAUUAAUAAUAGUAUGAUGAUUAUUAUUAUUGUUAUUAUUAUACAAAACAACUCUACAGCCACCACUGGUCAAUGGUUCCUAUCUGGCUCGGAAGGACCAUGAAUAAGGUUUUUGUACAAUUAUCAUUUCAAUUUCCUGUAGAUGCUUUUUAUAAACACAUUAUAUGUGAUUAUAUGCCUGCAAUGAAAAUGUGAUGCAUGUUACAUUGCUCCUUUACAUGGAUUCUCAUGAAAUGUAAGUCCAAAAAAAAAACAAAUGAAGUAAUAUGUCCAAUAAAUUGAGUUA
Messenger RNA from Oncorhynchus masou masou (cherry salmon), 2468 nucleotides. It is a transcript of the gene drd2a, whose product is annotated as dopamine receptor D2a. Gene Ontology annotation, cellular component: plasma membrane; glutamatergic synapse; presynaptic membrane. Lineage: Eukaryota; Metazoa; Chordata; Actinopteri; Salmoniformes; Salmonidae. The coding region runs from base 170 to 1564 and encodes 464 amino acids. The transcript is spliced from 8 exons. The record is from RefSeq and is a predicted model, not a curated record. Gene Ontology annotation, molecular function: G protein-coupled receptor activity; dopamine neurotransmitter receptor activity, coupled via Gi/Go. Gene Ontology annotation, biological process: negative regulation of voltage-gated calcium channel activity; negative regulation of cytosolic calcium ion concentration; adenylate cyclase-activating adrenergic receptor signaling pathway.